Messenger RNA from Camellia sinensis, 1899 nucleotides. Its product is annotated as RING-H2 finger protein ATL52. The record is from RefSeq and is a predicted model, not a curated record. Gene Ontology annotation, biological process: protein ubiquitination. Lineage: Eukaryota; Viridiplantae; Streptophyta; Magnoliopsida; Ericales; Theaceae. Gene Ontology annotation, molecular function: transferase activity.
GAUAAAUUCCUAACCACCAUCACCACCUUAGCCAACAAUCUAUUAUCUCCAAGAAAGCAAGUUAAAGAAAAGAAAAAGAGAAGAACAAGCAAAAAAAAAAAAAAGAAAAGUAUUUUAUACCCAUCACCCAUCAUCUUCUUGUUUUUUUUUUUUUUUUGAUUUACUUUCCAUCUAAGCCCCUUUGGCUCCUUUUUCACUCUCAACUUGUCUCUCCAAGAAAUACCCUCUCACCUGUCUGUUCUCUUCUACCUUUCACAAUUUCUGCUUUCCUUCAAAACCCAUGUACCAUUAUUAUCUUUCCUUCAAAACCCAUGUUCCCUUAUAUCUACUUAUAUACCUCUAAUCACAGUUAUUAUAAGAUGCCUCCUCCUCCCUCAAACAGAGCUCACUCAAGUCAUACCCAAUUCAGCUUGCUCUGUAGAAAGAAAGAAACAAAAGUGCUAUGAUGGUACAAGAGGGACUUGAAUUCCCCAAGUGAUUGAUUGACCUAGCCAUAUGAGUUCAUUAAACAACCCAAGACCUUGGGCUCCAUAUAUGAACACCAAGGACUGUUCUCAAGGCUUUUGCAGCCUAUACUGCCCACAAUGGUGCUACAUCGUCUUCCCUCCUCCACCUCCCAUCCAAUUCCCCGAUGACAAUCCCGGCCCAAACUUCUCUCCCCUUGUCAUCGCCAUCAUCGGAAUUUUAGCAAGUGCUUUCCUUCUUGUCAGCUACUAUGCCAUAAUCUCCAAGUACUGUGGAAACACGGACCCUUCAAGAAGAAGAGAAAACCAUGAAGCAAACGAGGAAUCUGAAGAGCACGACGAUCCCUCGGAUCAUGAACCUUGGCAUGUCGCGACUACAGGUUUAGAUGAGGCCUUAAUCAAGUCAAUUACAGUUUGUAAGUACAAGAAAGGAGACGGGUUGAUUGAAAGCACAGAUUGCUCUGUUUGUCUCAGUGAGUUUGAAGAUGAUGAGAGUGUAAGGCUUUUGCCAAAAUGUAAUCAUGCUUUUCAUGUCCCUUGCAUUGAUACAUGGCUUAAGUCUCACUCGAAUUGCCCGCUUUGUCGAGCUAAUAUCAUUUUUGUUAGUGCUUCACCGCCUAUAUUGCCUCCUCCAGUGGUGGUAGAACCUCCUCAAUACAAUGAAUCUUUAUCGGAUAUCAAUCGUGACAACAACAACAACAAUAAUUCUAAUAAUGAGAAUGUUGAUCUUGUUGGGGAAGAUGUUGAGACGGGUGUUGUUAGAGAAGAAGAGAUGUUCCAAUUCCGAGCUCUGAGCGAUUUGGGGAGUUCUGAAGCGCGAGACAUUGUAAUUGAGAUCAGAGGUGAGGAUGAUGAACAGAUGGUUAGAAGAUCAGAAUCGAUGAAUUACUUGUGUCAGAACCGGGUUUUGAUUGCUGAUGUGUUGCGUCUGAACCAGGAUGAGGAUAGUCAAGACCAUGUUGGAUCAUCAAAAUUGGCAGCAGUUGAAAUGAGCAAGACAAGCCAUAGCAACAGAGUGUUACAUUGUGUUACGAGUCCCGUGGCAAUGAAGAGAUCGUUUUCCGGUGGGAGAUUCUCGUUUUCUAGACGUGGCAGAGGCCGGAACAUAAUGAUGCCCCUGUGAUAAAAAAAAAAUGAAAAAUAAAUAAAUAAAUCAGAGGGGUUUGAUGAAAUUAGUGCUAUCAAAUAGAGGGAGAGGUUGUUGGCAUCCAUGAUUUUUACAUGAUUAGUUAGUUUUUGUUGUAUGGUUAUUAUGAGUGUGAGAAAUCUCUCUUCUAUAAUAGUGAUGAGAGAUUUCUAAACAUAAUGCAGAGUUUGUUUUUGGUUCUGGUUUGGUUUAUUGUCCUAAAAGUUUGUUGGUUUUGUUAAGAUGGAGAUGUUUUAUGCCUACACUACAACAUAUUUGGAUUAUUAUGAGAAUCAAAUACAUUAAUUA